AUGUGGAAGCUACUAGUUUCUCGUUCCAUAAUAACCACUCCCAAGCCUUCUUCAUUGAGUAAACCAGAUCCUUCUCGGCCUGUACGGGGAACCCACGAUCGUUUUGGUGAAGAAAAUGUUCGAUAUAAAUUUAUCCAACAAACUGCUGCGUCCGUAGCAGAAUUGUAUUGCUUUGAACAUUUUACAACACCGAUAUUGGAAUUUUCACAUGUAUUCGAGAGAACGCUAGGAAAUGAUUCGGAUAUUGUUGGUAAAGAGCUGUAUAACUUUACUGACAAAGGAGGAGAUCAUUUGACUCUGAGACCUGAAGGGACGGCUGGAAUUGUUCGUGCUUUACUAAGUAAUAGAUUGCAAUACUUCUUACCACAAAGAUUAUAUUAUUAUGGCCCAAUGUUUCGUCACGAGAGACCUCAGAAAGGAAGACUAAGACAGUUUGAACAAUUUGGAGUCGAGAUGUUUGGUCAUAAUAAUUUCGCAUCAGAUGCCGAGAUUAUUGAUAUAGCAUGGACAUUCUUGAACAAGAUAGGAAUAGGAAACCGAAUAGAGCUAGAAAUAAAUUCACUUGGUGACUAUGUCUCGAGGAAUCAAUAUCGAGACGUUAUUCGCAGCUAUUUCCAGAAACACGUUGAGCGUUUAUCUGAUGAUAGCCAACGACGAGUCGAAACAAACCCAUUACGCAUCCUUGAUUCUAAAAAACCAGAAGAUGCCUCGAUAAUUGCUUCAUGUCCAAUAAUCUCCGACUAUUAUACUUCAGAAUCGUUUUCGAGAUUUCAGAACGUCUGUAGAAUGCUAGAUCAAUUAGAUAUUCCUUACAAAGUCAACCCUCGAUUAGUUAGAGGACUUGACUAUUACGAGGAAACUAUCUUUGAAUUUAAAUGUAAAGAUAAGAGUCUAGGGACCACACAGGACACCAUACUUGCUGGCGGGCGUUACGAUGGUUUGGUUAAACGUAUGGGUGGGAAGGAGGAAAUUCCGGCUGUUGGAUGGGCCGCAGGUAUAGACAGGCUAGCACUGUUAGUCACUCCUUCUCUGCUCCCAUUGCCUGAGCGUCAUGUUGCAGUGAUAACGAUACCCGACAAAUCCAACUCUCCUUCCGUAUCUUCUGAGUUCAUGACUGCUGUGCAAAUCUCAAAGUCCUUACGUACAAACGGCAUCAAGACUCUGUUAAAUCAUCCGCGGAAGUCUCGGUUUCCGGCAUUACAAACUGCCAUUGCACAGGCAGUGAAAUCUAAUGCUUCUCACAUUGUUAUUAUCGGAAAGAAUGAAGUUGAAACAGGAUUCGUAUCCGUAAAAGAUCUGGAUCUCAAUACGCAGGUUGAAUGUAAGGCCGAUGAUGUUUGGAGAAUAAUAGAGGGUAGGUCGGCUUGA
Paraglomus occultum is the source of this 1368-nucleotide messenger RNA. Lineage: Eukaryota; Fungi; Glomeromycota; Glomeromycetes; Paraglomerales; Paraglomeraceae. The record is from the annotation of a GenBank genome assembly.